Messenger RNA from Lingula anatina, 1867 nucleotides. RefSeq lists its product as uncharacterized. Gene Ontology annotation, molecular function: DNA-binding transcription factor activity, RNA polymerase II-specific. Gene Ontology annotation, biological process: regulation of transcription by RNA polymerase II. Lineage: Eukaryota; Metazoa; Brachiopoda; Lingulata; Lingulida; Lingulidae. Gene Ontology annotation, cellular component: nucleus. The record is from RefSeq and is a predicted model, not a curated record.
UUUAUCACAUUACAAGGGGCCUAUACUGACGUCAUCACUUUAUGAGCUCCCUCUUUGAGCAAUAUCCGGCUUUGGGCCUAGGAUAAGAGUUGCUAAUCGAUGGAGUUCAUUUUUUUCUUUGUCUACUUGUAUCUGCUUCUUUCAAAGGUCAAUUUGGUUGGACUUUGGGCAUGGCAGGUUAUUGAAACUUCGACAAGGAUUGACUUCAUCUUCGCUAGGACUUGACUUCUUUGAUAUUUUUAAAAUUCUAGGAACUGUGGACAAAUCAAAUUAACUAAAAGGUCAUCAGAAAUUAUUCUGUUUAGCUGAACUGCGGAGGGUCAAUUAUUUGCCAUCUAUGAAAAAUACUAAGGUAUUGUGGUCUACACUUGAGAGUAGACACUGUGGAGAGUUCAUUCAAGUGCCUGUGCUGACUUUUAUUCGCAAACAGCAUUGCGUUGUUCAUCGGGGAUAAUUUUAAGAGAAAUCUAGUUAGUGUCGACGUACGAGAAACUUGCAUGAAAACGAAAACCCUUUGUCUAGAAAGAAAAACUAUAUGGAUGUCAGGAAAGUGGUGAGAUAUUGACCUCAUUUUCAGAAGUUCGAUGAAUCUUGAAGAGCAACAAAGAAAGUAAAUGCCACUCCAAAAUCUAGGAAAAUAUUGUGUUCUUACCAGAAAGGUACCCUGUAUAUUCUGAUUUACAACAAAGGAUUCUCACUGAAAUAGCAACAGAAAACUAAAAUUGGAUCAAAUUCUGCCAUGGAAAGUAACCUCCCAAAAUUUGAGAACAACAUGCAAGGUAACCAAGAUGAAGACUGUAAAACACUAACUGUUUCUCUUAACUAUGCUUCUGUUGUUCCUGAAAAAAUUCACACAAGAGAGGAAAUAUAUAAAUGCCAGUACUGUGAUAAGGCAUUUACUCAAAAAUCUGAAUACAUUCAGCAUGAAAGAAUUCACAUUAGAGAGAAACCGUACAAAUGUCAGCACUGUGAUAAGGCAUUUACCCGAAAAUUGCAUUGCAUUGAACAUGAAAGAGUUCAUACUGGAGAGAAACCGUACAAAUGCCAGUACUGUGAUAAGCAAUUUACUAAAAAACACCAUUGCACUAGCCAUGAAAGAAUUCAUACUGGAGAGAAACCGUACAAAUGCCAGUACUGUGAUAUGACAUUUUCUCAAAAAGGUAGUCGCAUUCGACAUGAAAGUAUCCACACUGGUAAGAAACAGUACGAAUGCCAAUACUGUAAUAAGACAUUUGCUCAUGAAUGUAGUCGCAUUCGACAUGAAAAUCUCUUUCAUAAAGAUGGACGCAUUCAGCAUGAAAGUCUCCAGCAUGUUGAGAAACUGUUUGAUUGCCCACACCGUGAUACUCUGAAAAGUAAUGGCAUUUCGUAUGAAAGAAAAAAUAGACAGAAAACAUAUGAGUGUGAAUUGUGUUACAGGGCAUUUUUCAGCAGAAAGAAAUGUGAUCAACAAGGAAAAGAUAGUACUCAUGAGUCAUCCAUACUGAAAUCACAUACACAGUAUCAUAUAGCAGACAACCAUAAUAAAAAUUUAGACUGCCACAAUAGUGAUGGAGUAUCACAUACAUUUACAUUGGUCAAAACUGUCAAUGAUACAGAAGUGGGCUUAGAUGAAAAACUGAUCCGCCUUGAAAGUGAUGGUGACAGCAUAUCACAGCAGAUGGCCAAAAGUGAAAACGAGGAUUAUGAUCCUGCAAAGGAGCAGCCAUAUCCUGUAGCUUUGUUUAAAAACGUUUUUGCUUAAAAUGAAUUAAACUGUGUAUAUUUGUAGCAAUGUGAAUGUAAAACAAUUCUGUAGUAUUUUAGCAAUUAUUACUUGAUAAAUUAAUAAAUUACAAGAAAAAAGAUGGAAUGAUGAACAAGUUAA